Molecule: messenger RNA, 810 nt
Organism: Drosophila arizonae
Lineage: Eukaryota; Metazoa; Arthropoda; Insecta; Diptera; Drosophilidae
Gene: Rrp40
Product: exosome complex component Rrp40
Biological process (GO): TRAMP-dependent tRNA surveillance pathway; nuclear-transcribed mRNA catabolic process, deadenylation-dependent decay; nuclear polyadenylation-dependent rRNA catabolic process
Cellular component (GO): nuclear exosome (RNase complex); cytoplasmic exosome (RNase complex)
Molecular function (GO): RNA binding
Source: RefSeq, a predicted model, not a curated record
UCUAUAGAGCACGCGGCCGGCAUUGUUUUGGCUCUUUAUUAUUACUGCUAACCAUAUUAUGUCUGAAAAUACAAGCGUUAUUAUGCCCGGCGAGCGUGUUCGGGUUGUGGAAGACGCAGCGAAAAACAAACGAGUCAUUCUAGGCCCAGGACUAAGAAGAUUGGACGACAAAGUUGUAGCCAGCAAGGCGGGCCCGCUCCGGCACAAAGAUCCAAACACAUUUUGGGUGGACAACUAUCAGCGGCGUUAUGUGCCAGCGAGAGGAGAUCUGAUUAUUGGCAUAGUGAAGGCCAGAGUGGGCGAUUUAUACCGCGUGGAUAUUGGCUCAGCGGACACGGCUGCAAUUUCCUACCUGGCCUUUGAGGCAGCAACAAAAAAGAAUCGGCCUGAUCUGAAUCCUGGUGAUCUGCUUUACGCCCGCGUUCUCAACGCCAAUGCAGACAUUGAGCCGGAGCUAGUGUGCGUGAAUUCGAAUGGCAAGCGUGGCAAGCUAGGUGUUUUACAAGACGGAUUCUUUUUUAAGUGCAGUUUAAACCUGGCCCGUCUGUUACUGCGCGAGAGCUGCCCGGCCCUCGCAGCCCUCACAGACGAGCUGCCCUUUGAGAUCGCCGUGGGCGUCAAUGGGCGGAUCUGGGUGAAGGCGCACUCAAUGCGAGAAACGGUGGGUCUAGCGAAUGCGAUUAUGAGCCUAGAACAAGCGGGCUAUGCGGAGAUCGACAAGAUCUGUGGGGAUCUGAAUAGUGUGAUGCAAACGUGAUUAAUUUAUGCAAAAUUACAAAGGAUUUACUGUUAACACAAUCUUGGCUCUGA